GGUCGUCCUGAACCUAACCAAAAAGGCACAAAUUAUGUCCGCUGACAAGGCGUUCACUGUCAAAUUCAAGUAAACAGAUAUUUUAUUUUAUUUUCGCUUUGCAGCAGGUACAAUGUAAACGAUAUUUUGUUAUAUAAAAUGGCUCAAGGAGUUUUGAGUUCAGAUAUCUCCAGGAGAAAUCCCCAGGACGAUUACGAGCUGAUCCAAAGAAUUGGGAGUGGAACUUAUGGGGACGUUUAUAAGGCCAAAAGAUUAUCCACAAAUGACCUGGCUGCAAUUAAGGUUAUUAAAUUGGAAGCUGGAGAUGACUUUGGAAUCAUACAGCAGGAAAUACUUAUGAUGAAGGAUUGUAGACACCCCAAUAUAAUUGCAUACUAUGGAAGUUACCUGAGAAGAGAUAAACUAUGGAUAUGUAUGGAAUAUUGCGGUGGAGGAUCCUUACAAGAUAUUUAUCACAUUACGGGACCUCUCGCCGAGUACCAAAUUGCUUACAUGUGCCGGGAAACAUUAUUGGGCUUGUCUUAUUUGCAUGGAAUGGGAAAAAUGCAUAGGGACAUUAAGGGAGCCAAUAUAUUGCUAACGGAGAGCGGAGACGUAAAACUAGCGGACUUUGGAGUGUCUGCUCAGAUCACUGCGACGAUAAAUAAGAGAAAAUCUUUCAUUGGUACCCCUUAUUGGAUGGCGCCCGAGGUGGCUGCUGUUGAGAGAAAAGGCGGAUACAAUCAGUUGUGCGAUAUUUGGGCCAUAGGAAUCACGGCAAUUGAGUUAGCAGAAUUGCAACCGCCAAUGUUUGACUUGCAUCCAAUGAGGGCGUUAUUUCUAAUGUCGAAAAGCGGUUUUAAACCACCAACUCUUAAGGAUAAGGAAAAAUGGAGUCCGACGUUUCACAACUUUGUCAAAGUAGCCUUAACGAAAAAUCCGAAAAAACGACCUACUGCAGAAAAGUUGCUUCAGCAUGCGUUUUUUCAAGGAGAUAUGAGUAGAAGACUGGCCAUAGAAUUAUUGCAGAAAGUGAACAAUCCUUCUCAUAUGUUUGCAGAUGCAGAACCCGAUGAAGAUGGGGCUGUGCCGAAUGUGCCCCAGCGAAUCGCAUCCCGACUGACUUCAAGACCAAAGCAAUCCAAUUCACAGAUUGUAGAUGUGAACAGUAUCGAUGAAGCGAAUAAUACUCUUCCCCGAUUCGAGGAAAGUAGUGAGGUAGUUGAGGACCAAAAUGCUCCGUGGAAUUUAACAGAUAUAAUGAAUAACGUUACCAGCGUUCAUAAUUGUGUGGAACAUCAAAACAAAAAAUGGGGUAUUGGGACUGCCUUCGACUCGCUUAGCCGUGAAAAUACUGAAAGAAAAACUUUAACCGGGUCGCAAAUUUUGAGAAUGUCUCUGAGGAGUCUCUUGCAGUACAUAGAUGAGGAAUUAAUGAUGAGGGGCACCUUCAAAUAUGGACACACGGACUACGAACAACAAGCUACAUUGCCAGUAAAAGACUCCGAAACAAAAUGUGAUAUUCAUGCAGUGACUAGUCCGGUGGACGACUUGGCUUUGAAUGGUUCACCUCGAAGACAUUCUUCUGUGGAUGAAAUCUUCGGAUUAGUCAAUUCCAUGAACAUCAAUGGCCAGCGCCAAAGAUCACUUAGCGAUAGUUCUAGAGCGGAAAGGGCCAGUAAUAACGGUUCGGAUUCCAAACAGAGUCUUAAUCACGAUUCGAGUGCGCCAGAUUUAGUGGCUUGUCCUCCGGUGCCCCCAAGAAAGCAUCGAAGAAGACACACGCCCCCACGGCCACCGAGUAAUGGACUCCCGCCAACCCCCAAAGUGCAUAUGGGCGCAUGUUUUUCAAAGGUUUUUAAUGGUUGUCCUUUGCGAAUUCAUUGCACGGCUUCAUGGAUUAAUCCGGACACUAGGGAUCAGCAUAUACUGAUUGGUGCCGAAGAGGGAAUUUACAAUCUGAAUUUAAACGAACUACAUGAAACGUGUAUAGAUCAGUUGUAUAAUCGGCGCACAGUGUGGAUGUACGUGAUCAAGGAUGUGCUCAUGACGCUCUCGGGAAGCAAAUCGCCGCAAUUAUACAGGCACGAUCUCAUCGCAUUACAAAGUAAGCAAUCGCACAGGUUCAGCCUUCACAUGAACCGGAUACCUGAAAAGCUAGUCCCUAGAAAGUUCGCUUUGACUACCCGAGUGCCUGACACGAGAGGCACUUUGAAGUGUUGCGUAGCCAGAAAUUCUUACAACGGCUACAAGUAUCUUUGCGGUGCUACUGCUACUGGGAUUUACUUGAUGCAGUGGUAUGAUCCGUUGAACAAGUUUAUGCUCUUAAAGCAUGUUGAAUCCGUAUUGCCAAAUCCGCUCAAUGUUUUUGAGAUGAUCAUCACUCCGGAGCUUGAGUAUCCAACGGUGUGCGUUUCCAUUAAACAAGCAUACCAACCCAAUCGGUUUAAGCUGGACUUAAUCAAUUUGAAUUCGGUUCUAGGUAAAUGCUAUGCGACUGGAAUAUCGAAUUGCACUCUUGAUGCCCCAAAAUGGUGCGGCUAUAUGAAAAACCCGUUCUGGGCCAGUUGGUUCCAUUCGGACGAACUUCAAGACAUGGACGGGACAGCAACGGUGAUACCCAGAAGGGAAAAUUUAAAUAUAGUCAACGUAACCCAGCUGGACAAGGACGUGAUUCUGGUCUGUUACGAUAAUAUUAUUAGAUUGGUAACGCCUCAGGGGAAAAUCAAAGUUAGCAAGAAACAAAUAUCGGAGCUCAGCUUCGAUUUUAUAAUCGAGAGCAUAUUGUGUCUUCCCGAUAGUGUUCUCGCAUUCCACAAGCAUGGAGUGCAGGGCCGCUCGUUGCGAAAUGGCGAAAUUACACAAGAAAUUUGCGAUGCUUCUAGGACUUACAAAUUAUUGGGCUCGGAUAAGGUGGUGAUGUUGGAAAGCAACUUACUAAGAACGGGAACAUUGACUAAUGAGGAAGGUCACGAUUUAUACAUUUUGGCUGGACACGAAGCUAGUUACUAAAAUAAUCAUGUCAGUGCUCACCUUCGCUUCGCUUUAGUCAAAAACUAGGCUAAUGAAAUUAAAAUAACUUCUUAGAAUAGAAUUUUUCUUAGAUCGAAAUUAAAGAGUUGAAACUCUAGCGACGGUUUUUAGAUGUUUUCGAAAACUAUAUACAUCUCAUUACAUAAGUACCUUCAGUAAAGACAUGUUUAAUCUCGACAAGGUGUAAAAAGCAUGGUAUUUUUAGAUACUGAAAUUGUAAAGGUUUUACGAUAUAGAAAUUUGAUAUAUUUUCGUGAUUGAUGACUACUAAAUUCUAUUUUAAAGGUAGAUGAGAUAUACCUGAAACGUAUUUUACAAAUAGGCACUAAGGUUGUGCUACCGGGAUCACGUGCGUUUUUCGUUAUCCUUCUGUUCGAGACUGAUCUAAGUUCGUCGUUUCAUUGUUUGCUAGUCAUAUUCGUGUUGUUAGUUCAAAGCUUGAUUCCGAAGUUAAGUCAACUAACAACUUUUUGCUCCAUGUACUAGAAAGCUUUGAUCUAAUAAAAUCUAUUGUUAAGAACUAGAGUUAUUUGUGUUUAAAGUUCAAGUACAGGAGCUUUUCCACUUUCUUUCAAAACCUAACUAGAUUCUGAAAGUUUAAACGAUGUCUAAUUAGCAGUGAAUUUUGCAGUCCAUUUACUGAUUACAAAACAAACUAACCCUGUACUUGACCUUUUCUAGUAUUUCACAAUAUCCCAAAUCAAUUGUCCCAUAUGUGCAUGACAUUGUACAUAACUACUUAAAAGACGAAAAUCUGAUAUAAACUAUUGUCAUAAAGCAAAGCUGGUAAAAACAUCUCCUCCGUAAAUGAACAUUGAAUCAAAAAUACUGGACAAUAUAGUUAUCGUAGUUUAUUCAAGAUUUUCGUGAAUAUUGUAUAUAGUGUGAUAUGUAGAUAAUUUAGGUGGUUAUUUAUCAUUUUAAAUUAUCCAUGAGAGAUUAGGUGUUAAUGUUACGACUAAUUAAUGAAUUAAUUUUAAACCAAAAAUUUGCAAAAAUGACAUCGUUGCGUUCCAAUAUCCAUAACAAAAAUGUUUUCCUCUAGCAAGCUUCUAUUCUGUAAUGAUCGUAUCGCCGAAUCAAAUUUAACUAGUUUGCAUUUUUAUCUGUCGAAGUUUUUAUAAUUGUAACGUUUCUUUAUUCCUAAGCUGUCCAGAUCGUUCAGAAUAUGCUGAAAAUAUAAAAAAAAAACGUUCUUUGAAGCUUUUACGUAAUGGUAUCAAUAAUUGUGUCGUGUCCAUGAACUUCGGUUCUUUAUUUUUAGCGUGAAUCUAAUCUAAUUAAUUUAGACAUUGUAUUGAUCAUGUUCAUGUUAUUGCCAUUUCUUAUAUACUCAUGUUCAAAUGUUUGUUCUCACCGGAACAGAAACAUUGCAUUUUUUGUACACGUCGAGGAAAUUACAUUACUUUCUAUGUGUUCAUAUUGAUAUCGCGAUUGUUUUUGGAUACAGAGUAUUAUUGGAUAUUAUCGCACACUUAGUGAGAUUCGUAAGCAAUGAACGAUUUUUAUAGUAUUUCUCAUUAUCAUCUAAUACAACGUGUGCAUUGACAAAAUAUAAAACCAUUGCCAGAGCUUUGCAAAUUUUGAUUUGGAAAUCUUUCCAUUUUUCUUAAGUAAAAUCCUUCAUAGCAAUUUUUCCAUAUUUCGUAAGUAAAAUGGCAUUUUAAUCUCUUUCGAUUUUCGUGGAAGAGAUGUGUGAAAUACUCUGAGAUCAGCGACAGUACCCGAAGUAGGCAACGUCUUGAAGUUAGAAUUUUUUUUUUACUUCAAACCGUUGCUCAUCAACGCAUUACAAUAAUCUACAGCACAUCCGGCUGUGUUUACUUUUAAUUAUCUCGUAAUAUAAUUAAUUCGUUUCCUAUGUAAAUACUGUAUAAUGAAAAGUAACAUGUCGAACAUACCAAAAAUAAUAUUAAUACUUUUAAGUUAGAUUACAGGCAGUUUUUUACUAGUAGUACAUUAACCCCGCACGUUCAUCAUUAGUUUUAUAAGUAUUUAUGAGACAAAUACAAUAAUCCGUUCUUGAAACUAUCACAGUUAUACAUGUUAUUUUAUUUACCAAAAUAAAAACAUAUUUUAAUUGUU
Messenger RNA from Dendroctonus ponderosae (mountain pine beetle), 5097 nucleotides. RefSeq names its product mitogen-activated protein kinase kinase kinase kinase 5 (gene hppy). Lineage: Eukaryota; Metazoa; Arthropoda; Insecta; Coleoptera; Curculionidae. The record is from RefSeq and is a predicted model, not a curated record. The transcript has 22 exons. Gene Ontology annotation, biological process: protein phosphorylation. Gene Ontology annotation, molecular function: ATP binding; MAP kinase kinase kinase kinase activity. The coding region runs from base 139 to 2991 and encodes 950 amino acids.